AUGUCAUCUUCCGAAACAGUCUUCGACACUGCUUACGAAAACUCCCUUCCGUCCAACUUUAUCUGGGGCUAUGCAACGGCUGCCCCUCAGAUCGAAGGGGCAUGGAACGUUGACGGCAAGGGUCCUUCGAUCUGGGACACCUUUAGUCGAGUACCGGGCAAAAUUCGAGACGGAAGCACAGCAUCUGAUGGCUGUGGUGCGUACAAACUGUGGAAGGAAGACGUGGCGAGACUGAACGAAUACGGCGCCCGCGCAUACCGAUUCUCUAUAGCCUGGUCCAGACUCAUCCCUCUCGGUGGCAAAGAUGACCCCAUCAACGAGGAGGGGAUGCAGUUCUAUAAUGAUCUCAUCGAUGAGCUGCUGGGACAUGGUAUCCAGCCAUGGGUUACGCUGUACCACUGGGACCUUCCGCAGGGCCUACUCGAUCGAUAUGGCGGCAUUUUGGAUCAAAAGAGAUACACCGAAGACUUUGUUCACUAUGCUGGCCUCUGUUUCGAGAGGUUUGGUGACCGAGUCAAGAAUUGGAUCACCUACAAUGAGCCUGGGCUGACGGCUCGUGCUGGGUACGCCCAAGGGCGGUAUGCCCCAGGACACACGAGUGUUACUGAACCAUAUAUCGUCGGGCAUACUCAACUGGUCUCCCAUGGCCACGUCUGCGCUCUAUACAAGAACAAGUUCAAGCCAACACAGGGAGGCAUAAUAGCGAUCACCUUGGACGCGGCUGAGCGAGCCAAGGAGUUCGAGAUUGGCUGGUUUGCCGAUCCCAUUUAUGGUAAGGGGGAGUGCGACUACCCAGCCUCCAUGCGCGCGCAGCUCGGCGACCGGCUUCCACAGUUUACGGCCGAGGAAAAGGCCCUGAUCAGGGGUAGCUCAGAAGUCUACGGCAUGAACUCUUACACUACCUUCUUCGUUCGGCAUCGAGAUGGGCCACCACAGGAGUCAGACUACCGAGGCAAUGUCGAGGUUCUCGAUGAGAACAGCGCUAAGAAGCCGCGUGGGCUCGAGACAGACACCCACUGGUUGCGAAUGUGUCCGUGGGGCUGGGCGAAGUUGCUACGCUGGAUCUGGAACCGAUACAAGACCCCUAUCUGUAUCACCGAGAACGGGACGACUGUGAAGGGGGAGCAUGGGCGCUCAGGUCCAUCUCAGCCUGGAGAGAUACUUGAGGACCCCUUCAGAGUUGCCUUCUUCAAGGCAUAUAUAGACGAGGUUGUAAAGGCUCGUCAAGAUGGAGUUGUCAUCAAAUCUUACUUUGCUUGGAGCUUCAUUGAUAACUGGGAAUGGGCACUCGGGUAUACCUCUCGGUUUGGCGUUACAUAG
This is a messenger RNA of Fusarium keratoplasticum, 1320 nucleotides long. RefSeq lists its product as uncharacterized. Bases 1 to 1320 code for a protein of 439 amino acids. Gene Ontology annotation, biological process: carbohydrate metabolic process. Lineage: Eukaryota; Fungi; Ascomycota; Sordariomycetes; Hypocreales; Nectriaceae. The record is from RefSeq and is a predicted model, not a curated record. Gene Ontology annotation, molecular function: beta-glucosidase activity. The transcript has 2 exons.